AUGCAGGAGUCCUGUAGACGCCUCUUGCCACAGUAUAGCCGAUGCGGGAAAGUUCUAUGUUGUACCACAAAAGUUCCGAGAGCUCCUGAUGGUCGACAUGUACCUCCAGAAGAUGUGAUUGCAGCUCAUCGCGAAUGUAUACCAUUACUUCACCUCAUCCACGAAUUGGGUUCCGAUCCACCCGAUACACGACAUAACCCGGGAUCGACACUUUAG
Messenger RNA from Echinostoma caproni, 216 nucleotides. The record is from the annotation of a GenBank genome assembly. Lineage: Eukaryota; Metazoa; Platyhelminthes; Trematoda; Plagiorchiida; Echinostomatidae.